UCAGCAUCGCAGAGGGAAGCAACAUGGAGACGAUCCCUCCAAACACUCCGACACUCAGAUCAGAAGAUGAAGACGCGCUGGCAUCCCAUGUGCUGGAGAUCAUCGGUGGGAUCACUCUCGAGGCCUUAAAGACUCUGGAGGAGGCUGAGGACAGAGAGUUGUGGUUAAUGGAGGAGGGAGAUGACUCUGUGUUUUACAGUGAUGAGGAGCAAGCUCACCAGGGCAACAAAGAUGCCACAUCAUAUGACUUUGGUGCCAAACAGCGUGUCAACAGUGCUGUUGAGCUUUACCAGCAGAGGGAGGAUGUUCCAGGAGAAGUAGUCAUUAUUGACAAAGAGAUGGAGAGGAAAACAAGCCAGCAGGUGAUUUGGAGUGAAGAGGAAUGCCGAAAGCUCCAGACAACAAAAACUGAACAAAUGCAUGUGUCAGAGUCUGGUGCAACUCCAGAAAACUUGGUGAGAACUUGGGGAGAAUUUCUGCAAGCAAGCUGCACAACUGUAGACAUGCAAACACAACCUGAGAAAAAUAUACCAACAGACACAGCGAAUCGACGAGUUAAGGAAGAAGAAGUGGAAACACCACAACUUGAUUCCUUUGAAGUAUUUAAUGAGAGCAGUACAAGGCCGAGCAGGGCGGCAGGAGUCCCAAAACAGCUGUCUGGCGCCGAACGCCACAUAUCGGGUGACAGGCGGCCUGAGGUGGACCAGGAAGCCCAGCAGGACCGCGGCUUUCAUGGAUUUCAUCAAAACCCCAGUCCAGGUUCCUAUACCCUGCCUCUGCCGAAGAAAUGCGGCGGCGGUGACGCCUUCAACCACCUCACCUCCUCCAAGUACAGCACCGUGUCCUACCGCAGGAUCCGCAGAGGCAACACUCGCCAGAAGAUAAAGGAGUUUGAGCACAUGCUGAUGAAUAAGUAAGACGAGGGCUUCGUUGUUAUUUUUGUGGACAUAACAAUGAAUGAGCAUGUGUGCCAUGUGGUGUACGAUUUAUACAUCUGUUUGUUCUAUAAUCUACUUGUGUUGAAUCUCUGAUGCAUCUUCCAGGGUGCCAUAAACCUUACAUACGUCUAAAUAAAAGGUUCUUUUUGUAUUUGUUGUAUUUCACUGUGUUUCUAAGAGGUACUCGAUGUUUUAAUGUGAUGAUUUUGGAAGGAUGUUUGUGUCGCAGAAUAAGCAAAUGUGAAGCUCAGUGCUUUGUAAUUGUAUUCGCUAUAAUAACUAAGAUGUUGUUCAGUGCUAGAGCUUCAGUAGUUUAACCAAAGUAGGGUUAUGUCUUUUCUAAGAGAUCAUGUAAACACACAAACGUAGAAUUCCAAAAGACAAUAAAGAAGUCAGUGGGAUUAAAUCUU
Molecule: messenger RNA, 1348 nt
Organism: Stegastes partitus (bicolor damselfish)
Lineage: Eukaryota; Metazoa; Chordata; Actinopteri; Pomacentridae
Gene: ermn
Product: ermin
Exons: 2
Coding region: 24-917 (297 amino acids)
Biological process (GO): regulation of cell shape; actin filament organization
Molecular function (GO): actin filament binding
Source: RefSeq, a predicted model, not a curated record